UCUGUAACAAGUUUGCUACCAGCGAUCGAUAACCAAGGAAUAGCAGCUUCUCAAUCUCAUUUCUACAUAGAAAAUGAAAUCCUAUUACGUCCUCGGCUGUCUGGCCCUUUUGGUGGCCGUCAGCAAUGCUGCCAACAUCAGAACCUCAGUGGCUGCUGUGAACAAUCAGCUAUAUCGUCGCUUUGUCUGCGUGAAUAAAUCUGAUGGUUUCCGCGCUUUGGUGCCCGGAAGCUGCUCCAAGUAUUACGAGUGCCAAAGUGGUCUUGCUCUCGAGACUGUCUGUUCGUACUUCUUCGAUGCCAAGAUCAAGGAAUGUGUCAACUACAACACUGGCUGCGUUGAAGUUAAGCAAACAGUCGCGCCGUUCGCCGUCAUUGGUAGCAACACUGCUGCUGAACCUUGCGCUGAAACAGUGACCACCACUUGUGCAUCCGAAGUAACAACAACUCCUUGCGCUCCCGAAGUAACAACAACUCCUUGCGCUCCUGAAGCAACAACCACUCCGUGCGCUCCCGAAGCAACAACCACUCCGUGCGCUCCCGAAGUAACAACAACCUCUUGCGCUCCCGAAGUAACAACGAAAACCACCUCCUGCGCUCCUGAAGUAACAACAACCUCUUGCGCUCCUGAAGUCACAACGAAAACCACCUCCUGCGCUCCUGAAGUAACAACUACCUCUUGCGCUCCUGAAGUCACAACGAAAACCACCUCCUGCGCUCCUGAAGUAACAACAACCUCUUGCGCUCCUGAAGUCACAACGAAAACCACCUCCUGCGCUCCUGAAGUAACAACAACCUCUUGCGCUCCUGAAGUCACAACGAAAACCACCUCCUGCGCUCCUGAAGUAACAACAACCUCUUGCGCUCCUGAAGUCACAACGAAAACCACCUCCUGCGCUCCUGAAGUAACAACAACCUCUUGCGCUCCUGAAGUAACAACGAAAACCACAACAACCAAGACAACAACAACCACAUCCUGCGCUCCUGAAGUAACAACAACCUCUUGCGCUCCUGUAGUCACAACCAAAACCGUAACCACCAUUGCAACAACCACCUGUGCUCCCGAAGUCACAACCAAAACCACAACAACCAAGACAACAACAACCACAUCGUGCGCUCCUGAAGUAACAACAACCUCUUGCGCUCCUGAAGUCACAACCAAAACCGUAACCACCAUCGCAACAACCACCUGUGCUCCUGAAGUCACAACGAAAACCACAACAACCAAGACAACAACAACCACAUCAUGCGCUCCUGAAGUAACAACAACCUCUUGUGCUCCCGAAGUCACAACCAAAACCGUAACCACCAUUGCAACAACCACCUGUGCUCCCGAAGUCACAACCAAAACCACAACAACCAAGACAACAACAACUACAUCCUGCGCUCCUGAAGUAACAACAACCUCUUGUGCUCCUGAAGUCACAACCAAAACUGUAACAACCAUUGCAACAACCACCUGUGCUCCCGAAGUCACUACGAAAACAACCACACCAUGUGUUGAGGUAACAACCACACCAUGCGUUGAGGUAACAACCACACCUUGUGUUGUGGUAACAACCACACCAUGCGUUGAGGUAACAACCACACCAUGUGUUGAGGUAACAACCACACCAUGUGUUGAUCCAACAACCACUCCAUGUGUUGAUCCAACAACCACUCCAUGUGUGGAUCCAACAACCACUCCAUGUGUUGAGGUAACAACCACACCAUGCGUUGAUCCAACAACCACUCCAUGUGUUGAUCCAACAACCACUCCUUGUGUUGAGGUAACAACCACACCAUGUGCUCCAGUCGUUACUACAAAAUGUCCCACAGCCGCUUCGUCUAACAAGUUGGUGCACUCGUCCCAAAAAGUGCGUCCGGUAGCCAUGCCAAAUGGUCCUUUGCCAGAAGUUUUCCAUCAGCCCAUGCACAUGUCAUCGACAUCCAGUGAGCUGAAUAUGGACAUCUAUACGAGCUACGUGUGCCGCAAUAAGCCCGACGGAUUCAUGCUGGCUUCCUUGACGAGCUGCAACAACUAUUACAUCUGUCGCUACGGCAAGCCACUGCAGGUUAGCUGUGGUUCCAAGUACUUCAAUGCCCUGAAGGGCAUCUGUGAUCUGCCCGAGAAUACCCGCUGUGUGCAGCCCACGGCUUAGAUAGCAGUCGAAACAGGUACCAAGCUUCAGUUGAAACCGCUUCAUGCAGAAGGAAAAUGCAAAUGACAAAAUCCACCAGAUUACAUGCUAAUUGAUUAAGUAUACGACUCUCAAUCAGAGUUCAAUUUAUUGAUGUAAAAUAAAGAAAUGCAAAUGCCAAUAC
Molecule: messenger RNA, 2303 nt
Organism: Drosophila nasuta
Lineage: Eukaryota; Metazoa; Arthropoda; Insecta; Diptera; Drosophilidae
Gene: Muc26B
Product: Mucin 26B
Exons: 2
Coding region: 74-2140 (688 amino acids)
Cellular component (GO): extracellular region
Molecular function (GO): chitin binding
Source: RefSeq, a predicted model, not a curated record